UACUAUUAGGCCGAGGCCCAAACAUACGCAUGUAGCUCCAGUCACAUCAAUUCUAAUAGUAAUCCCUGCACAGUUUGGCCCACAAAACGGGGAUAAAAUGACAUAUAUGUACCACCAAUUUUAGGCAAAAUGACCUAACUGGCCUAAUUGAAGAAAAUAUCAAAAUAUCCGUCACCGGUGUAUAAAUAAAAGAACAAUUUUGACCUCAAGAAUCAAAUUAGACAGUGAAGGAGCGAGAAUGGCUUCCCAUUCUGAAGAAGGAGCCUCGUCCUUAGCCUCACAAAUCUGCAACCACAUAGCCUCCAUAUUCUCCAGGCCCACCAAACCCUACUCACCACCCUUGGACCUACUGGUCAGCGAGCUCGCCGCCGCCGCUGCUCGAAACGGCACUGUUUUCCUCUACGGCGUUGGCCGUGAGGGCCUCAUGCUCAAAGCUCUCUGCAUGCGCCUCGCCCAUCUCGGCCUCUCCACUCACUUCGUCUUCGACAUGACCACGCCUCCCAUAACCUCUGGUGACCUCCUCAUCGCCUCCGCCGGUCCUGGCGGCUUCUCCACCGUCGACGCCAUCUGCUCCGUCGCGCGAUCCUACGGCGGAAGAGUGUUGUUGCUGACGGCCCAGCCGGAGACUGGGUCGUGCGUGAAGCACGCGAACGUGGUGGCCUACGUGGCGGCACAGACGAUGGCCGAUGAUAAGGACGAAGGUGAAGCGAAAUCUCGACCGUUGCUUCCGAUGGGGAGUGUGUAUGAAGGGGCUUUGUUUGUGUUGUUUGAGAUGGUAGUAUACAAGUUGGGUGAAACCUUGGGUGAGACUCCGGAAGCUGUCCGCUCUCGUCACACUAAUCUCGAAUGAGUGGAUGAUAGUCGUCUGAUGUGGUUCGUUGUGUGCGUGAUUGUCCAAUUGUAAUUGUGUUGGCAAAUUAAUAAAUAAUUAUUCAGAGGUUUUUGUCGUUUAUUUUUUUA
Molecule: messenger RNA, 960 nt
Organism: Neltuma alba
Lineage: Eukaryota; Viridiplantae; Streptophyta; Magnoliopsida; Fabales; Fabaceae
Product: 3-hexulose-6-phosphate isomerase
Exons: 1
Coding region: 239-850 (203 amino acids)
Biological process (GO): carbohydrate derivative metabolic process
Molecular function (GO): carbohydrate derivative binding; isomerase activity
Source: RefSeq, a predicted model, not a curated record